Molecule: messenger RNA, 8485 nt
Organism: Paramuricea clavata
Lineage: Eukaryota; Metazoa; Cnidaria; Anthozoa; Malacalcyonacea; Plexauridae
Source: the annotation of a GenBank genome assembly
CAAAAAUAAACGUCACAUUGCAUGAAAGCCGAUAUCAACAAGUGAAAACAAAGUACCAUUGAAUUCUUAAAAUCGAUAGCAGAAACUAAACGUAAGCAGUCAUCUAACUUAUGCUCACUUCUGCGAGGUAAAUAAAUAUAUUCCUCGCUAACCUCAGUUAAAAAAUGGCGUUCAGUAGGGCACUAUAUUGUAUACUGUUUAUUGGGAUGAUAUAUUUAUCACCCAACGGGGUGAUAUGUCGCGAUAUAUUCACAGCUUACAAUCAUAUGGCAAAACUCGCGUCUGUCGAACUCGAGUUACAUCAAGCAUUACAGGACUAUAUCAGCGCCGAGGAAACCAAAUUGCUGGAACUUCGGGAGUUUUAUAAGCUCAUAGCCAGAGCAAGACAACUGCAAUCAGACGCGACAACGUCGUUAACUGAUUAUGCCGCAAACCCGAUCCGUGCGUAUCUAAUGUUGAAGCGCUUUGUUUGGCAGUGGAGACAAAUUAAGGAAAAAAUGGAAGGACAGCAAGGUUUGUUGUAGAAUUAUAUUUAGGCUUUAUACUUUAGAUUUGCAAUUCAACUCUAUUUAACUUUAUAUUUAUGACGCACGAAAUUGCUUUGUGAUAACUAAGGGUGUUGUAUUUGUUGACAUAUUUACGUUGCCUAUAUUAAUAUGUUCCCUAUUGUAAUAAAUAUAAAAUAGCCAUUCAGCGCGGAGCUAAGGUUGUGUAUGUUAGAAACAGUUCAACUUUAUAUAGUUUGAAUGUCGUAUUUAAAUUCAGUAGCUACAUUGCCAAAGUCCGAUAAGAUUCAUAUUUGCAUUUCUUUGUUCAUAAUGGUCUAGUGCGCGUUCUUUGCGUGCGGAUGAUGGAAGCCACGCAACGUGACAAAAGAAUUGUAUUUAUAUUUUUCUACACUAAAUCUGUAAGCGGAAAACCAUAAAUAUUAUCAUAAAUAUUAUUCAAUCUUUGAGUUUUGGUCAUUUCAAUAGUUAUUUUAGGUCUUGCUCCAAAAUAUAGUGGAUGAUUGUGAGUGAUGCGAACGUGCCACAUUGCAUGUCUUAAAAUAUAAAUGAGAUUAUUAAUUAAAUUAAAGAUAAGUACGUAAUAUACAUAAUCAAUUUAUUAUAUUGACAGUGGAGUGAUACAAUGAUAUUACAAAUGUAUUUGACGAAAACAUAAUAUAAUAGAAGAAUUUUCUCACGGCUUAGAACUAACAGCACUUGGGCUCAACAAGUAGUUUCAUACUAGAUUUAUAUUCAUUGGGGAGGGAUGGUUUAUAAUAAAGUUAUUUGUAGGCUUAGGGAAGAAGCACGAUUAUUUUCAAUCAAUCAAUUGUGAUCAAUAAGUCAACCAAUAUCUAUCUAUCAUAUAGAUCAUGAUAAACAAAUUAACAAUAAUCAAUCAAUGAUCAAAAAUAUUCAGUUGAUCAGAUAUGAUCAAUCAAUUAAGAUCAAUAAAUUAUGAUAAUCAAUCAAUAAUGAUCAAUCAAUCAAUCAAUAAAUUAUGAUAAUCAAUCAAUAAUGACCAGUCAAUCAAUUAUGAUCAAUCAAUUAAGAUCAAUUAUGAUCAAUUUAUCAGAUAUGAUCAAUUAAUCAAUUAGUUAUGGUCAAUCAAUUAGUCAUGACCACUCAAUUAAAGUAAAUCAUAAUCAAUAAUUAUCAAUAGAUAAUUUAUGAUCAAUCAUAAUCAGUCAGUCAUUAGGUCAGCAAGUCAACGAUCAACAAUCUACUUUUGUAUAGUCUUUCCAAAACCAUUCAAAAUUCUUUUCAUAUAACCCGCCUAGAAUUGAUUCUGGGGCGUCUGCGAAACUACAAGGAACUAAUGCCUUCAGAAGUGGACUUGGAUGGAGCACUGAAAGCGAUUGCUCGAAUCCAGGAGACGUACCACCUGCCACCUUCAUACAUCACUGCAGGACUGCGAGAAAUGCCAAUGGAGGAGUCACAACUGGGUAUCCAGGAUACGUACACCAUAGGAAGAGAUUCUUAUCAUCAAGAGAAAUAUUAUAAUACGAAGAUAUGGAUGGAGGAAGCAUUUCGACAGAUGAACGGAUCAUCUUAUAAAGAUGGUGUAAAACUGAGCGACAUCCUCGAUCACCUGAGCUGGGUGGAAUUUAAGGUACAGCACAUUUUCUUACGCUACAUCUAAUCAGCUCCCGCAUUGUUGGAAACUACCUUGAUUAAUAAGUAAUAGAGUUAAUAAAAGGACGGUGUUUUAAAAAAGAUAUAAAGUUACAGAAUCAGAGAUUAUUCGUAACUGGUACUACCAUAUCAGAGAUUAUUCUCCGAUCCGAGCUGACGUCGUCAAUUUUUCAUUUCACUAUCUACAACAGAUCUUAUCAAAAAUGGACCUCAGAUUUGAAAGCUUCGUGCUCAAAUUAGUCAAAACCGAAAAUUUCACGAUGUUUGGAAGCGAGUUUCGGCGUUUUGAAAAUGUUGUUUUCCUCUCCAUUUGAUUGGAAUUUGCCGCUGUAGUGAAAAUGUUUUCAAAACGCCGUAACUUGCGUCCUGAAUGUCGAAACAUUGUGAAAUUUUCGGUAUAGGGUAAGAGGUCCUGCCUAAUAUGAACAUGAAAAAUCGAUAAUUUAUAUAUUUUAAGUUUUUAACCGAACGGAACGCGUUAUCUUCUAUACUUUGUGAAGUGUUGGACGAAACGACUAACGAGGGAGGCAAUUCCCAACAGCAUGUUUAGCCUGUUAUUCCCUGAUUCCCUCACAUGAUAUAAUUUAGAUGCUUGGUUAUCUUUGUUUCAUUUUAUGCUUACAUUAUCGGAACAGUGGUCAUAUCACAAAAGGUGUGUGACUUGGCUACGAAUAUCCACGCGUUAUCCGCAACGUACAAAUAAUUUUCAGGCCGUAUAAUUAUGACUCUUAUUUCAACAUUUUAUUUUAGUUAGGGAAUGUUCAGCAAGCAGUCAACUAUACCGUGGAAUGGUUGAGAUUAGGUAGGUGGCUCUCCUGUUUCUACAGUAUACAUUUAAAAUGUCAUUUCUUAAGAUGUUUAAGGUGGGGCAGGAGACAAUCGCAGCACAAGCUGCAAAAUUAAUGAAGCUGCAGUACAUCUUGUUUUGUUAAGACAUCUGGAAUGAGGGGCCAAUGUCUUAUACAAGAUUAUCUCUUUCUACAUUUAGAGCCAGAUCACAUACGUGCAAGGACAAACCUGAUCUAUAUGACGAGAGAGAAUGAGAGGCUAUUGGGAGACAGUAGCAGUAAAGUAGAGAAACCUGAUGCGGCGAAAAAGGAGAAAAAGUUAAAACCACAUCAAAGAAAACGAUACGAUUACAAAAACUUUGACUGGCCCACCGAGAAAAAAAAUUACAGAAGAUUGUGUCGUGACGAAGAAAUUCUUACAUACGAGGUAGCCGGCUCUCUUUAUUACGUGUCCAUACCAUCUCAGCCUUGCUUCCCUCACCUUCUCUGCAAUGUCUACCACCCCACAUCUUCUUCUGAUUUCUUCAUUCCAUAAUGUCUCUGACCAGCUCUCCUUCAUCUCUUCUUAUUAUGUGUCCAUACCAUCUCAACCUUGCUCCCCUCAUUUUCUCUGCAAUGUCUACCACCCCACAUCUUCUGAUCUCUUCAUUCCAUAAUGUCUCUGACUGGCUCUCCUUCAUCUCUUCUUAUUAGGUGUCCAUACCAUCUCAACCUUGCUCCCCUCAUUUUCUCUGCAAUGUCUACCACCUCACAUCUUCUUCUGAUCUCUUCAUUCCAUAAUGUCUCUGAUUGGCUCUCCUUCAUCUCUUCUUAUUACGUGUCCAUACCAUAUCAAACUUGUUUCUUAAACGAUAACAUAAAAUCCUCGCUACUGCCUUGAAUUGGCAGCUCCAGGAAAUCGCGACUUAAACUUUACCUCGUCUCUUAUUUCGCAAGGAAAAACAAGACGACAACAAACUAAAAUGUUCCUAUUUCAACAAAGACCCGUUACUGCGAAUCAAACCAGCUAGGAUGGAGCGAGUGUGGGAGAAGCCACCUAUUUAUAUCUUCCGAGAUUUUGCAAGCAAGAAAGAAAUCGAAGAUCUGAAAGCUAUCUCUGGACCACAAGUAAGCACAAUAUUUACUUUAUAAAGGGUAACGGUAAAGCAUUAUAAUGGAAGGGUUGAUUUUAUAUACUAAGGUGAUGUCAAUGUAAGGUGUAUAUAACUUUCAAAAUUUUUUCCCCAGCUUUCCAGAGCAACAGUUCAUAAUCCAACAACGGGAAAAAUUGAAUUCGCUAAUUACAGAAUCAGUGAAUUGUAAGUACGGUAUGACAAAUUGACGUAUGGUCGGCUUACUGUAUGUGUUAUUUAUACAAGACAUUUCAGGGGAAAAUUAGCAUAAUUUACGACUACAUUCACGUCUCUGUAUCUUGUACUGUAGUUCUUGGUUAUAUGAUACGGAUGGGGAAGCUGUUGCAAAAGUCAACGCUAGAUUGGGAGCGGUUACUCAGUUAGAUGUCUCAACUGCUGAAGGUUUGCAGGUUAGUCUGAAAUCAACUGUCACCUGUCUAGUAAAGGCCGCCUGUGGCCAUUUUUAGGAUUUCCAUUGAACAUUUGGAUGGUCUGAUGUUAGAAAAACAAAAUAGUAGGAAUAGUAAAGUUAUAAAUUGCACAUCUGCUAAAUGAUUCCGCAAAAUAUUAAUAUUUAAUAUCAUGUGAAACCAACUUAUUACUUUAGGUGCAGAAUUAUGGCAUGGCAGGUCAAUAUGAUCCGCACUUUGACUUCUCAAGAGUAAGUAAAUAUGCAGAGCUUCAAUAAAUUCUAGUUCAUGUUUCACUCAUGUAAAUUAGCAUGCAUGUUUAUGACGGCAUAAGUGAAUAUUAUUUCAUUAAUUUGAGUUUCUAUAUUUCUUUGUAUUCCCAGAUCAAACUUGAAAAAGCCCGUGCCGUUAAAGUAAGUCCAUAUAAUAUUUCCUAUUUAAAAACUAAUUCUCCUAUCUGAUACCUCCUAACAAAAACGCCAAUCUUUAUUUAAGAAAAAUGCAUGGUAACAGUAUAUAACGAAACAAUCCUACAUCUUUUUACUGAUGAUAUAUAAUACUGUUAGAGUGGCAGGGCUUUCUUCACGUUUGAGCGGUGACUGAACUGAACUACACACUUAAAAAUCUCACAACUAUGAGCUCAACAACCUUGUAGCAAGUUGUCAACAAGCCGUGCGAACACAUCCUGUUGACAAGUUGUUGGAACAGCAUUGCUAUAUACAAGUCUGCUGCAGGUUUGUUACAACUUGUGCGUUUUUACGUGUGUAAUCUUCAAACUAUAAUCUCACAACUUCACGCUAUACACUGCAUUGCAGGAAUUGAAUUCUGCACGUUUUUUUAUAUGCAUAUAUACUGGAAUGUUUAUUCCUGAGAUAUUGCGUUGGUAUCUUUCAGGAACACGAGUUAAAGUUAAUAAAAGGUCUUGGCGAUGGAAACCGAAUUGCGACAGCACUUUUAUAUGUAAGUUUUAUUAAUCUUAGCAGGAGAAAACGCGCGCGGCGUAAAUUAUUCAUGUAAAUAUUCGGGUCUUUGAGGAAUUCCGUGUAAAAUCGCUCAGGUUUGGAUGCCUCGGAAUUUUCCAUUGAGAAUGCACGAGAUUGGAGAACGCUCUCGAAAGUUAUUAACGAACUUAAGCGAGGCUUUAAUAGUCUCUAUCUAAUACGACUCUUUCUCCGUCGUAUUAACCGCGAUCCUUAAACGCGGUGUUAAAUUCUUACAAUGGAUAAUAUAGACGAGAAGUGUUCCUUACAAUCAUUUCGUUCAAAGCGUUCGUCUGCAUGUGUGUAUGCAAAACUUGUACAAAAUGUGCAGACAAACUACCCAUAUAAUUCGACUUAAUGGAUCUAUUUACCUGCACGACUGUAUCAGACGAGAAAGCUUCGCAUUGAAUAUAGGGAUACAACUACCUGAAAAAUACAAGGAGAGCAAACGUCGAAGUUCUCCUUGUACUUUUCAGGUACUUGCAUCCCUAUCAAACCAAACCUUUCUCAUGAUUGCCACGACGAACGUUUUUUUUUCUUUGCACAAAGAUAAAUUGGACUACAGUAAAACAUAAAAUCAACCCUACCUUACGAGAGUUCAAAAUUCCGCUGGACUAACACUCAUUCAAUUGUUCGUCCCAUGACUUUAAUAAAAUCACAUUUUAUUCAACAAUUCCUUUUCUUCUAGAUGAACAAAGUGGAAGCUGGAGGAGCGACAGUAUUUCCUUACGUUGGAGCUCGACUAACGCCAUCUGAGGUAUGACACGCUAUAUAAUAUAACACUGUGGUUAGAUAUUUGCUCGUAUCUUUGUACGAACUUCCUUGCAUGACCAAGAAUUUUCGUGCGGUUUCUACAAAAACCUAAACAGCUGUUGCCUGUUAAUUGGUAUUUGUAAAACCACUUAAUAUUUGAAAGAAAAAAAAUGCAAAAUUGAAAAGUCCAAACGAUCGUUCCGUAUAAACACUUCCAGAAUUUGCUCGAGUGACAUUAUUACUAUAAACUUGACAUCUGUUUAUCGUAUUCCGGUUUACUUAUACCAAGCAGUAGCAGACAUUAUUAAACUUUGGCCCAAAUGACUUGAUACGGUUUUCUGGGAUCCCAGAAUACGAGAUUUGCAUCGUUCAAGCAGUUAACAACUAAUUUUAUCGCUGACCAACCACGUUGCGGAAUUUAUUCUUCCCCUUCGCGCCAACAAAUUCGUCUAGUGGUAAACUACUUUUCAUAGUGAUGUUGUCUUUUCAACUGCUUUUAGGGCGAUGUUGUCUUCUGGCACAAUUUAAUGAGAUCUGGAGAUGGUGACUUUAGAACGAGGCAUGCAGGAUGUCCUAUUAUCUCAGGCACUAAGUGGGGUGAGUGAAAAUUUGUUUUUGAAUUUUGUUCACCUCGCUGAACACAACAAAAUAUUAAAGUUGCAAGUUUUGGCCCUCCUAUACGAAACUGCGGCCCUCCGGAUUCCGGUGCAGAGCUCUGACCAACGGUGGGAACUGUACAGUAAGUUCUCGAAUUCAUCUGGUCCUCUUGAACGCGAAAGGCGAUUUCGUGCAAAGACAUUUUCAUCCACGAAUACAUUUAAUUUAACAAUGAAUGAAAGAUUAUCUUUUUCUAUUCUUCUCUCUCAUCAAUAAUGUUAACUGGAAUGAUUAAAUGUGGUUAAAGGGCACAUAUUUCGAAAACGUUAACAGCAGAUGUUUCAUGCAUUGCCAGAGGCGUAUUCUCUGACUCGCAUUUACAAGAUCAGGGCACUUCUCGUUAUAAACAAAGUUUAGUUAGAGCGGCUCUAGGUCGAACUAUAUAUGGAUAUUACAGUUUGUGUCUAUUUUUACUUUUACGUCGGAUAAAUUUAAAGAUUUUUUAACAAAUAUAGAAGGGUAUUAUGUGGUCUAGACUGGAUUGCGGUUUGAAUUAAAUUUGAAACUCAAAACAAACAAGUUGUACCCCAAACAACAAAGAUAAGCUGCUGUUUUUAUUUCAAAAGCCGUCAGUUUUGUAUAUACUGCUAAUGUUGAUACGUUUCAUGUGGGAAGGAUGUAUUUAGUCACAAAAGAAAAUAUUUUUAUAUUAUUUGAAAAUAUUUAGAGAUUUUUUAGCACAAGUCCUAAUUUUUCUAACAUUUUUUUCAGUUGCCAAUAAGUGGUUCCACGAAGCUGGACAGGAGUUCAAACGACCCUGUGGUCUUUCACCGUACGAAUAAACGAUAAACAUUAUCUGCGCGUUCUUGCUACGAGUUAGGUCAUAAGCGUGCGUCGCAAAUCACGGAAUUGAGAAAUAGGUUGAUUGCACUAAAUUUUAUACGGGACAGCGCAUGGUGGUGAAUUUCAUGACAGUUGACAAUUAUAAAAACAAGGAAAUUACUGGGCUUUCUCACGCGGGCGAAUAUCCGCCAUUUUUGGGCUACUGUCUCCCCCCCCUCGUCGAAGAAUCUAGACAAUUAUAGCAAUGUGAAAAGCGACUUUCCAAAGUUGUAAUUGUAAAUUUACCAUUAUACAUGCUCAACUACCGGGACAAAACAAUCGGACUUCGCAUUGCGCACGCUCUCAAGGAAAGGCAGUACAGUUUGCAUGGUAGAUACAUCGAGCGUGAGAAAGCCCAGUUAAACUAAGCCCAGUUAUUUCGCUGGCCUCAGAGUGACAAAACGUAACAAAGCAACGGUUUUACUAACACAGACCCUAUUCCAAAUCCUAACUCUAACUCUAACCCUAACCUAACCAAACCAAGUUUGUUUCUAAACCAAUCUUGAAGAAAGUUUUGACGAAAUGUCAUUUUGAGGUCAGCGAAAUAAGCUUUUCCUUAAACUAAAGCUGGUUAUGGACGAGUAAGUUGUGGCCAAGUUUUCACAUGAAACAUCGAAGUUCUCCUUGUAUUUUUCAGGUAGUUGUAUCUCUAUAUCAAUCCGAAACUUGAUUAUUCUUGCCACUACCUACACUGUCAUGAACAGUCCGUUCUUAGUGAAAUCCACCUAUCAACUCUUCUCGUGCUAUUUAAGGCAAUUGUUAAUUUAAAUUUAUCCAGAGAGAACAUUUAAAAGUGUAUAAAUGAAAAGCUGAAAGUAAUUAUAUUAUUUUUCAAUAUAC